AUGGUAUUUCUGUGUGAGGGCAACACUCGAUCCGAGUGCCUUCGGCUAGAAAACCCGCUGAAUCGCACAAAAAACCCACAUCGCUGGCCCCUGACCACCCGUGAAAAGAUUGAUGACGUGACACGAUGCCUGGUUGUGCCGGAUGCGAAGCUGAAGGAUAUGAUGGAACGGUUGAAUGCCGCGUUUGACAAGGGAUUGGCUGCCGAUACAGCUGCUAGCGCCUCCGUACGAAUGCUACCUUCUUACGUGCGCUCCGUCCCCAACGGCACUGAGGAGGGCGACUUCUUGGCGUUGGAUCUGGGAGGCACCAAUUUCCGCGUCCUCCUAAUCCGGAUCCACAACCGUCAGGCCGAGAUGAAAAGCAAAAUCUUCCGCGUUCCGGAUCUCGUGAUGAAAGGGACAGGAGAUGGGUUGUUCGACCACAUCGCCGCCUGCAUGGCGCAGUUCAUGGAGGAGCACGGGUUGAAGGGAUCAGCCCGCUGCCUCCCCCUUGGCUUCACCUUCUCCUUCCCCUGUAAGCAGGAGGGGCUCACCCGAGCCAGGCUUAUAAAUUGGACCAAGGGCUUCAACGCUACGGGCGUAGAAAAUGAAGAUGUCGUCGAUUUACUGAGGAGUGCCUGCCAACGCCGAGGGGACAUUGACAUCGAUGUCGUCGCCAUCCUCAACGACACUACCGGAACACUCAUGGCUUGUGCUUUUUUGGAAAAUUCUUGCCAAGUGGGAAUCAUCGUGGGCACGGGCACCAACGCGUGCUACAUGGAAAAGCUGUCCCGGUGCUGCAAGCUCGAAGGGGAAAUGGAAUUGAAUGAUGAUGAGAUGUGCGUAAACACGGAAUGGGGCGCUUUCGGAGAUCACGGCGAGAUGCAGACCAUCCGCACCGAAUUCGACGACGAGGUCGACCAGGGCAGCAUCAACCCCGGCAGGCAAUUAUUCGAGAAAAUGAUCUCCGGCAUGUACCUUGGCGAAGUGGUGCGCGUUGUGCUGGCUCGCCUUGCCCGCGAAGGUCUUCUCUUUGGCGGCGACACGGCGGCCAUCUCCAAGAAGGGCGCCUUCCCCACAAAAUAUAUCUCUGAGAUUGAAAGCGAGUUGAUGGAGGAUGACGAGCGGACCUUCUCGAAGACGUUGCAAAUCCUGGAGGACAUGGGGAUUGAAGGAGUGUCGCAGUUGGAUUGUAUUCACGUGGCGACCGUUUGCACGAUGGUGUCGACAAGAGCCGCCUACCUCACGGCGGCGGGAAUUGCCACAAUUCUGAACCGAAUGCGGAAACGCUACGUGACGGUUGGGGUCGAUGGGAGUGUCUUCAGAUUUCACCCGACCUUCCCGAAAUUGCUUGAUGAGAAAAUUGACCAGCUGAUUGAUGGAGAUCUAGAGUAUCAACUCAUGCUCUCCGAAGAUGGUUCUGGCAGAGGGGCUGCCCUCGUUGCUGCCGUCGCCACACGUAUGAAGAAUGAACGAAGA
Molecule: messenger RNA, 1458 nt
Organism: Mesorhabditis spiculigera
Lineage: Eukaryota; Metazoa; Nematoda; Chromadorea; Rhabditida; Rhabditidae
Source: the annotation of a GenBank genome assembly